ACCUUUACUACUUCAAGAGUAAUAAAUAAUGUGAAAAUGUCACAACUUUAUGUUACAUUUUGCGUAUUCCCAAAAAGAUGUAAUUUAGCGCUGGGUCAUGUUUUCAUUCUAAAGGUGCGAUAUUAUCUAGUUGGCUUUAAACGUCUACUAUAUUGCCCAAUAUAACUAAACGAAGAACUUAUUUUCAUUAAUAUUUUCCGUUUAGAAAAAAACUGUGUCCAUCCGAAGAAAUACGUGGUUUAAAAAGGACACUAUAUUGAUUGUAUAGAAAAAUUUUAAAAGAAUUGCAACACUUCAUAAUGACUUUGCGUGUUUGGUAUCAUAGUGGGGUUCAAAAUUAAAGACUUGUAAUUAAGUAAUUGAGUUUUUUCUUCAAAUAUAAAGAAUGGUAGGAAUGUCUACAAAGCAUACAUCAAAAAUGUUUGCGACAAGAAUUGGUCUGGCUUUCGCCUUCGCUACUAUUGUUGUGACGGCCGGUCACCAUCUCCGCAAGAGGUCUCCAGACUCUAUGGAGGUUCAGAUGCCUAGCUACUCCUCGGACAGUAACGAGGAUAAGAUGAAAGACGAGGGGGAUUACUGGCAAGGCGAGGGGGAUAGGAUGAAUGAACGACAAGAGGAUGCCCAGGAAGACAGAGAGAACAAGAAUGAAAAAAAUCAAGAAGACUUCAAUAAAGAAAAAGACUACCGCGAAGAAGAAAAUGACAAUAAUAACAAACAAGCCGAAGAAGAUUACAACGAAGGCAAAGAUCGCCUCGAAUCGAAACAGGCAGAAAAUGAUGAACAUAACAAGGAACAUGAUAACGACAAUGACUUUGAAGGGAAAGCCACUGAAUCUGGCGAAGAAUUUAACAGGGAAAUGGGACAGAAAGAAGACAGAUAUGAAGAGAAAGGCGCAGAUGGCAUGAACGACAGACAAGAGAAGAUGGAAAACUACGAUGCUAAAGAACAAGGUCCUUCUAUGAGUUAUAACAGAGAUUAAAAAAAAUCAUAUUAUUAUCCACCAAAAUGCGAAAUUAAAAUGGUAAGGU
Messenger RNA from Hyposmocoma kahamanoa, 1028 nucleotides. Its product is annotated as prostatic spermine-binding protein-like. NCBI's taxonomy places the organism in Eukaryota, Metazoa, Arthropoda, Insecta, Lepidoptera, Cosmopterigidae. The record is from RefSeq and is a predicted model, not a curated record. The coding region runs from base 386 to 979 and encodes 197 amino acids. The transcript is spliced from 3 exons.